Messenger RNA from Siniperca chuatsi (mandarin fish), 2091 nucleotides. RefSeq names its product mal, T cell differentiation protein 2 (gene mal2). The transcript has 4 exons. Gene Ontology annotation, molecular function: structural constituent of myelin sheath. Gene Ontology annotation, biological process: myelination. Bases 166 to 726 code for a protein of 186 amino acids. Gene Ontology annotation, cellular component: membrane. NCBI's taxonomy places the organism in Eukaryota, Metazoa, Chordata, Actinopteri, Centrarchiformes, Sinipercidae. The record is from RefSeq and is a predicted model, not a curated record.
GUGGCCCCUGCACCUGUCCGACCUGUUUGUGGGGGACACAUGACUCCGGAGGAAUUUCCCCCGCUGCUCCCGUCCUUUGUUUAACCGAGUUUCUCUUAGUGGGAGACAGAGGGUGCGAGCCAGAGGACAGGGGGAGAUAGAGAGAAGAGAGAGGGAGAUUUAGAGAUGUCCGAACCAGCCUCUAUCCCCGCUGCCACCUCGUUUCCAGCGCCAACUAUUUCUCUACCUUUGGGACUGGAAGUAUUGAGAACUUACACUGGAGCCCUUGUCUGUUUAGAAAUAUUAUUUGGUGGUCUAGUAUGGAUCCUGGUGGCUUCCUCCAAUGUGCCCGUGCCUCUGCUGCAGGGCUGGGUGAUGUUUGUCUCUGUCACCUCCUUCUUCCUCUCCUCCACCUACCUCACACUCCUCAUCACUGGCCUGGCUGACCGCAUCAACACUGACUGGAAUUUCUUGGAUGUGUUUUACCAUUUCCUGGCUUUGCUUUUCUACUUUGCUGCCUUCGUGUUGGAGGCAGCAACUACAGCAGCUAAUGGAGGAGCCUACAUCAAGCCACUGCCUAACAGCACUGAAACUGUCAUGUGUAUAACCUACCCUCGGGGCAAUAUAUUCACAGUCCUGGAUGGCACGCAAUACAGUAUUAAUGUGGCAGCCACGGUAUUUGCAUUUGUGGUGACACUCUGCUACGGCUGCAGUAUGGCGAUGGGAUUCAAGAGGUGGAGGAUGUAACCAGGAAAACCAGCACAAACUAGUAUUAUAACUGCUUCAUAACUUCAGCAUGUGUUAAAACAUCAGCCCCACCAUCCAGCGCUCCAUAGAGAGCACUGCUAUUCAGUUUAUUUGUUAUUAUCUAGGGAAAAAUAUAGAAGACUUCAUUUCUGCUUCAUUUAAAACAUCUGUCAAGAUUUCUGGACAAUAAUAUUCCUACGGGAAUCCUUCCUCUGAGAUAUAGAAAGGAUCGGUUUCAGGUAGUUUCAGUCUGGGCUGUUAAAUCUAAUUUGAGAACAGGGAUAAAGUUAGCACCAUAUGAAUCUGAUUCCUUUGGUGCUUACAAAUUAUUUCACUGUCUUGCAGCUUUCCUUAACCUCUCCAGCAAAAAUCUACUUGGGAAGUUAGGGAAAGUUGUGAGGGGACCUUGCAUAUGAUACAUAUGAUCGAAGGCUAUACAGGGUAAUUUUGCAAGCUGUAAGUGGUGCUUGUUACAGUUCUGGUUUUCUUUCUUUACCCACUUUGUUAAUCAUAAAAAUAUCACCCUAUUUCCCGAGUCACAUCCUCAUUGGAGGGAAUAUUUUCCAAUUUUAAUACCACAGAAAUGUGCCUAUGUAUGCUACUAAUAGGUUAUGCACAACAGAAUAUGAAUGUGAUGGGGCAACUUUUUUGAAAGACCCUAAAAGGCAAUGUGGUUGUUUUCACUGUCCUCCAGUUACCUUGGUGCUAAGGAGCUGUAAAGUCACUCUAGAUUGAACACGACUGUUAUUACAUUUCUGUGUGACCACUUUUUGAAAUGUGAGUUGAUCUGAUAAUUAAAUUUCAAAGUUUUAAUUUCUUUGUCAAAAAAAAUUUUUUUUUGUCAAAUUUUCUCAGUAUAUCCAACAUAUGUUUUUCACAAUAUUGUAGCUACUGUACAUUCUCUGUCAACAUUUGUCACGUAAUAUCUGUUACUGUUUAAACCUUCUGAGUGAUGUCCUAUGUGGCUAACUCCAGUGACUUACUGACAACAUUUGACCAAGGUCUGGGUUGAAUAAAUCAUUCUGGCGAGUUCUAUUACAAACUAAUCAUUUAAUCAACCAUCAAUAAAAUUAGUCAGCUACUAUAUUUCAAUCUGUGAUUUCUAACUACUAAUAGAUCAUUAAAGUGUGUAAAGUAGUAUGCUUUUUGUGUUUGACUAUUGUAACUGUGUUGAUGCAACACAAAAUUGCCCAAAUCAAUAACUAUCUUGCUUACUACAUGAUUAAUUAGUUGUAUUUACUGUAUACUUUUGUUUGCAUUAGGCUAUUAAAAUGUUGUUAAUUUAAAAUCGUUUUAAAUGAAGAAUCUUUGUUUUUGACAUUUUAAAUGCAUUUUAGAACGACAUAAAUAAAGAUUUUGAAGAAG